CACACACAGCCAAGUCAAGCAAGCCAUGGCUUCCAAGCACCUUUUGCUAUUCCAAAUCACAUUGAUUAGCUUGAUCUUAGCAGUCUCUUGCUUCCCUGCUCAUAGCCCGAUAGGCCAGCUCUCUCCGUAUUAUUAUGACGGAUCGUGCCCUCGCUUGCAAUGGAUCGUCAGAUCCAACGUUUGGGCAGCCUUCCAGAAAGAUACAAGGAUUGCUGCCUCUCUUCUUCGAUUACACUUUCAUGACUGCAUCGUCGAUGGCUGCGAAGGAUCCGUGCUUCUUGAUGACACCGUAGACAUGAAGGGCGAGAAGAACGCCUUGCCAAAUCGCAACUCUCUCCGAGGCUUUGAAGUCAUCGACGCUAUAAAAGCCGACCUCGAGAAUUUCUGCCCCUUCACCGUCUCGUGCACUGAUAUACUCACCCUAGCUGCAAGAGAAGCCGUCUAUAUGUCAGGUGGACCUUAUUGGGCCGUACUAUUGGGAAGAAGAGAUGGAAUCACGGCUAGCGACAAGUCGGCCAAUGAACAGAUACCGUCGCCUAUUGAGCCUUUGGAUAACAUCAUUGCUAAGUUCACUUCAAAGGGUCUGGAGUUGAAGGAUGUUGUGGUCCUCUCAGGAGGGCACACCAUAGGCUUUGCCCAGUGUUUCACCUUCAAGAGGAGGCUCUUCAACUUCAAAGGGUCCGGCAAGCCUGACCCGACCUUGGACACCUCCCUCUUAUCGAGCCUCCAGAGCACAUGCCCCAAUAAAGACGCCUCCAACACCAACCUCGCUCCUCUCGACUCCACUGUGGACAAAUUCGACAACUACUACUACGCCAACCUGGUGAACAAUUCGGGCCUACUCGAAUCGGAUCAAGCCUUGAUCGCUGACGCGAGAGCCGCCCCACUCGUCGAUUCCUACACCACCAACCCCACGCUGUUCUAUAAUGAUUUCGCCGCUUCCAUGUUGAAGUUAGGCAAUGUUGGAAUUCUCACUGGGCAGAGUGGGCAGAUUAGGAAGCAGUGUGGCUCCGUGAACUAAAGUGGACUAAUGAAAUAAAUGGGACAUGUUGUUGCCUUAAAACAAAGUUGUGACAUCCGUAAAUUAUCGAUUUGGUGUUCCUAUGUUGAGUAGAUAACUUAAAGCGUUGGUUGUCCCAUCAUCACUAGAUGUGCAAAGACACGAUCAAAUGAGAACAUUUGAGAUGUAGAUAUUCCUCUUUCUUUUGAA
Messenger RNA from Eucalyptus grandis, 1210 nucleotides. Its product is annotated as peroxidase 10. Gene Ontology annotation, molecular function: peroxidase activity; heme binding. The record is from RefSeq and is a predicted model, not a curated record. Lineage: Eukaryota; Viridiplantae; Streptophyta; Magnoliopsida; Myrtales; Myrtaceae. Gene Ontology annotation, biological process: response to oxidative stress; hydrogen peroxide catabolic process. The coding region runs from base 26 to 1021 and encodes 331 amino acids. The transcript has 4 exons.